Messenger RNA from Ruditapes philippinarum (Manila clam), 2622 nucleotides. Its product is annotated as titin-like. NCBI's taxonomy places the organism in Eukaryota, Metazoa, Mollusca, Bivalvia, Venerida, Veneridae. The transcript has 6 exons. Bases 433 to 1560 code for a protein of 375 amino acids. The record is from RefSeq and is a predicted model, not a curated record.
AACGUUGUAGCAUUCUUGAGUAGUCUUUUAUUUAGUUAGCUAAUAUUAAUUUGAUUGGCCCCGUUUAAGCUAAAGCUAAAAGUUCCCAGGUCAUGGCAUUUCUUCAAAUUAUUGUUUGAACGUAUUCUAUGCUCAAAUUAAAUAUAUUGACAAUGGAUAAUUUACAACGACUCAGGGACAUCAUGGCCCUCUUGUUUUAAUACUUAACAUCGUAUUUUUACUUGUUAAUGUGGUAUUUAUAAGGUAUUAUAGGGGCAACAAUAGUAAAGUUUUUUUAAAAAAAAUUGCCUUCCUUUAGAUGGGCCAAAUACAGUCAGCCUAAACGUAACAUCACCAUACGAUGUGUUAGAAGGAAAAUCUCUGAUUAUACAAUGUAAGGCAGAAUGUUAUCCUGGAUGCUCCUACAAAUGGGUUAAUGUUACAAGUGGUUUAAUGAUGAAUACAAUAGGUGCUGAAAUGUAUAUCGGAACGGUAAACAAGUAUAUGACAGGAGAUUAUAAAUGCGAAGCUAAAAAUAAUGAUUCUUCGAGUUAUUUAAAAUCUGCAGAUAUUUCCAUCAGAAUUAGUGUUAAAGAGCGUACAUUUGUGAAACAGUUCUAUAUUGGAAGUCAUAUCAAUACGACAGUUGUUACCGUGGACGAGCUGGAAGUUGGCUUAAUAUUUACAUGUACAGUCAGUGGGGAUCCUGCUGAAAACAUCAAAAUAACUCAUCAUGGACAAAUCUUAAAAGAGGAACAAAAUGCAAGCUCGUUGAAAUUUAUCCACAAUGCAGUGAAUUGUUAUGAUAGCGGUGCAUUUGAAUGUGAAGCUAAAAGUAGGAACAUGGAUAUAUCAAGCAAAAGUAUAUCAAUGUUUGUUAGAUGUUCACCACGCCCUGUCCGGAAGAUUCGAGAAAAUAUCACAAGUGUACUAGAUGCACCUGUUACAUUGACAUUUGAAGCACUAGCGUAUCCUGCGCCUGGUCCGAAAGGAUUUACUUGGUACAAGCAAAGAGAAACAAGAUGGUUACAAAUUUUAACAAAUGAAGAUUUUCAAAUUUCAUCGUCCGGUUUAAAGACCAAUCUCACAAUAUUAAACGUUUCUGAGAAUGACUAUGGUCAAUAUCGUGUGACUUCGGAGAACGACUUUGGGUCUUACAAUCAAUAUUUUUAUCUUCUAAGGCAUGGACUAGCUUCUACAAAGGUCAGAUAUGAAGACUGUACAAGUUGUGACAUACUCACAAUUGGGAUAGUUUUAGGAACCAUCUGUUUUAUCCUUACAAUUUACGCAGCAUCAGUAACAAUUCUAUGGAAACGGAAUGUCUCCUCCUGUAAGAAUCAAAGUACCACAAUGACCAUGAAAGAUAUAGGCAUAGAAAGGGGCAUUCAAUUACAAGGACAAACAUCUUACGUCAAUGUGGCCAGUGCUUCAAACGACCAGGGCGGACAAGAAUGUUUACAACGCCACAUUGAAAAAAAAGCUACUUUUGAAGAAGAUCCAAGUAAAACACAGUAUACAGAUCUGGAUAACUUUUCACGGAAUAAAGGAGAUAAUGUGUACGACGCUAUCAAAAGAAAUUGAUAUCCUUGCUACAUAAAGCAUAACUAUAAACAUAGCAGCAUUUUUAAAUGAAAUUUAUAAAUGUUUGUUUUGAAAUAUACACGUAUUUACAUAUGGCUAUGCAUGUAUUUCUAUGUACCUCAUAUUUUCUUCGAUUCUGUUAAUAUGAACUUUAAGUUAAGUGUUAAAUCUACCCAAUUUUACAUUCUUAAAGAUAUUACCAAAAUGAUUGAUUUCAAGUUUCAAAAACACACUCCAAAACACUCCAAAACGAGAGUUUAUUUUGUAUCCUGUUUACUCAAAUAGGAGCAAUGUAUCGAUUUGUCACCAUACAAUACGCAUAUAAAUAUAGAAAACGGACUUUGGUAUAGAUUAUGAAGGGUACUUCAUUUUCUUACAUCUCUUUAUUUGCAUGACAUCACACUUGGACAUUCUUUUCUAUUUCUAAUGAUUAAAUCAAGUGCAUGUAUGAAAUGACACGUAAGACAGUAAUAAUUUAUUUAGUUUCAUGGUAAAAUGCUGUUUGGUGGAUAAGAUUUUCUUCAAGAUCAUCAAGUUAAUAUACAUGUAGAAUGUUUCGACCGCUAUUCUGCCGGGCAAAGAAAUAUGGGUUGUGCCAAACCUUACGAUGUUUGCUAUUUACUGACAAUACUGAAUACGUAAAUUGUCAGUUUUAUUUCAAAUAUACUAGAAGAGCUAUUUCAGCUGUUUAAAUCAUUAUCAAGUAUUUAUAUUGCUAUGUCUUUGGUAGUUAUUUUGCUGACAACAUAAUAUGUUUUAUAAACCCGUUUUCUUAUUUUGUUUUGAAGAAGUCAAAUGCGGUUUCACAAUAACACAAUGAAACUGUUUAACUGACUUAGCCUGCUGACUUCAGUAGCCCGACUCCAAAAGCGACUGGCACUUCAUAGCGAAGCAAUUGUCCUUCAACGUUCUUGUUGAAUCGCAUAUUGUAAUUUUUCGAAAUACUUCAUUUUAGUUUGUAUAUGUUAUGAACAUGUUUUAACAUUUAUUUUGAUAUACAAUGUAUAAUAUUUGCAAGUUAAUCGGAUUUACCUGUGUAACAAUAGAAAUAAAAAAAGCUUC